Molecule: messenger RNA, 474 nt
Organism: Tribolium castaneum (red flour beetle)
Lineage: Eukaryota; Metazoa; Arthropoda; Insecta; Coleoptera; Tenebrionidae
Exons: 3
Coding region: 100-369 (89 amino acids)
Source: RefSeq, a predicted model, not a curated record
UUUAACGUAUCUAGGUUGGCAUCCCCCUUCUUUGCCUGUCAUAACCUAAAAAUCGCAGUUAAAUUAUUUCACCUAAAAUAAAUAAUUAAACCAUUAAUAAUGGACUCACUAGGGGGUGGAUUAACCGGAGCCCAAAAAGACGAACUAAUGGAUCAAGUCAAGCAACAAAUCGCCGUCGCAAACGCGCAAGAACUUCUCACUAAAAUGACCGAAAAAUGCUUUAAGAAAUGUAUAAACAAGCCGGGCACGUCCCUGGACAGUUCCGAACAGAAAUGCGUAGCCAUGUGUAUGGACAGGUACAUGGACUCGUGGAAUUUGGUCUCGAAAGCGUACAGUUUGCGAAUCCAAAGAGAGCGAAACAACAUGUGAAAAGAAAACGCCACUUGUGUAGAAUGAGAUAGUGUUGUUUGUAAUGAUCUGUAAAUACAGUUGUUUUGUAGUCACCUACUUUAUUAAAAAUAAUCACAAAUUUAA